Molecule: messenger RNA, 909 nt
Organism: Microsporum canis CBS 113480
Lineage: Eukaryota; Fungi; Ascomycota; Eurotiomycetes; Onygenales; Arthrodermataceae
Exons: 1
Coding region: 1-909 (302 amino acids)
Source: RefSeq, a predicted model, not a curated record
AUGCUCAAGAAAUCGACGCUUCUCUGCUCAUGCGGCGGUCUUCAGGCUCUGAGCCCGCACUCCCCGCUUGCCCGCCACGAACAGCCGGUCUACAGACAGCCCAAGCGCUUUGCUCAUGUACACGGAUCUGACAGUGUGAGGCCCGAGGAGGAUCUGUCAUGGCCGACAUCUCCAUCCUUUACUCCUUAUGACUUAUUCCGGCUGGAACGGAAUGCGCCCUACUCGAAGAAGCGGUUCUAUCAACUCGUCAAGAUCUAUCACCCGGAUGGACGCUGCAACGGCCAUCCACAGUGCAAAGACCUACCGGAAUCCGUCAGGCUACAGCGUUAUCGACUGCUGGUAGCCGCCCAUGAACUGCUCUCCAACCCUACGAAGAGGAGCGAAUACGAUAGGUUUGGCCGGGGCUGGUUCCAGAGAGAAGAGCUCUUUGGCGCCAGAGGACCAGCCGCGAAGAAUGCAAUGGACGCAUAUUACUCCAGACGGAGACAGGCGGACCCUACCAUCUUCAGGAAUGCAAGCUGGGAGGAUUGGGAGCAGUACUAUAGCCGACGCAGCGGGAAACAUCAGCAGCAGACCCAGUCUACCGGCGCCUCUCACGAGACGUUUGCAUCCCUGUUCGUCCUGCUGGCCAUCUUCGGCGGAGUAGCUCAGGCCGUGAGCAUAGGGAAAUACUCCAGCUUCGUCGAGGAUCGUGUCAAGAAAGUCAACCAGGAGUGCGGACGGUUCCUGGAGGGACGACGGCACCAGACCGUCUCUGAGAUGGACUCCGUCGACGAAAGGGUGCAGCAUUUCCUGAAGAGACGAGAUCCAUCUGGCUACGGACUGAAAGAGGAGGAGGAAGAGACCUAUCGAAAGCUCUUGGGGGGCACUGGGCAUCAUAUCGAGUACCGCCAUGACGAGGGUCGAUAG